This is a messenger RNA of Aspergillus pseudonomiae, 384 nucleotides long. Its product is annotated as CVNH domain-containing protein. NCBI's taxonomy places the organism in Eukaryota, Fungi, Ascomycota, Eurotiomycetes, Eurotiales, Aspergillaceae. The transcript has 3 exons. The record is from RefSeq and is a predicted model, not a curated record. The coding region runs from base 1 to 384 and encodes 127 amino acids.
AUGCGAAAGUCGAUCAGAUUGACCCUCGUUACGCUCUCGUUGGCAGGUAUAUCCAUUGCUGACAACUUCACCACGACUUGUAAUGGGUAUUACCUUGAAGAUGAUCAUAUUUUGCAUGCAACAUGUACAGCGGAGAAUAAUGUGGCCAACCAGAGACAACUUGAUUUGAACGGUUGCCUCGCAAAUUUGGAUGGCCAGUUAGGACUUGUUGCAAAGGGAAACGCAUUUGCCACAUGUGUCCACGGCUGCGGCCUUUGCUUUUUAGAAGGAGAAAAGCUUACGUGCUCAUGCCGAAGGAGCGACAUGCGCAGUGUGACAUUCAAUACACUCGACUUAGAUGUCAUCGUUAUGAAUCAGGAUGGGAAGCUGUUAUGUAAUCUCUAG